Limanda limanda (common dab) is the source of this 2112-nucleotide messenger RNA. RefSeq names its product zinc finger (CCCH type), RNA-binding motif and serine/arginine rich 2 (gene zrsr2). Gene Ontology annotation, biological process: mRNA splicing, via spliceosome. NCBI's taxonomy places the organism in Eukaryota, Metazoa, Chordata, Actinopteri, Pleuronectiformes, Pleuronectidae. Gene Ontology annotation, molecular function: metal ion binding; pre-mRNA 3'-splice site binding. The transcript is spliced from 11 exons. The coding region runs from base 195 to 2030 and encodes 611 amino acids. Gene Ontology annotation, cellular component: spliceosomal complex; U2AF complex. The record is from RefSeq and is a predicted model, not a curated record.
UGAUCUAAACAACACAGCUCGCACAGUCAACUGAAGUUUACUACAACCAAGUGGAAUUAUUUACUAAUAUCGACACAUUAAGAAACCGAAUCUGGUUCCGAUACAACUGGUUUCGCUCAGUGAACAUGAAGAUGUUUUAACUAAACCCGAAUGAGAAGAGACUGAAACACGUUGUCGUGCUAGCUGGUUAGCCAAUGCUAGCAGUGAUGGCAGCCUCCACUCCUCCGGUGCUCUCUGCUCCUGUGUUCAGUCAAAAGCAACGCAAAUCUGCUCAGAGGAAAGACCGAAGGAAACGGAAACGCCAGGCUCUCGCCCAGGCCAGAGAAGGUGGUUUAAAAAAUGGAGAAAGCUGUAUUCCUGAGGAAGAAGAAGAAGAACUCCAUGAUGAAGACGAUGAGGAUAAUGAUGUUGCUGAGGAGGAAAGACUGCGACUACAUGAGGCGUGGCUGCAAAGAGAAAAACGUGCUCAGGAGGAAUUCAGGCUUAGGUCUGAGAAAGAGGAAGCUGCAAGGAGAAGAAAAGAGGAGGAGGAGCGGAUGAUAAAGGAGGAAUGGGAUGCCGAGCAGAAGAGAGAACACGACGCAACUGAGCAGAAACAGCAGCAGAAACGAGACAAAGAGGAGGCUGUUCAGAAAAUGUUGGAUGAAGCUGAAAAUCAGCUCGAGAACGGGGGACCGUGGAUGAAUCCUGAGGCUCCAGUGAAAGAGAAAUCUGAGAACUUUGGAACAGAGCUCGAUGUAGCCAACUGUCCGUUCUUCCUUAAGACCGGAGCAUGUCGAUUCGGAACCAGAUGUUCUCGGAAGCACAGUUAUCCCUCUUCCAGCCCAACUCUGAUGAUCCGCAGUAUGUUUAAAACGUUCGGCAUGGAGGAGUCACACCGUGAUGAUUACGACAUCGAUGCCUGUUUGGAGCACAGCGAGGAGGACCUGCAGGAAACCUUCGUUGAGUUCUACCAUGAUGUUCUGCCAGAGUUCAAGAGUGUGGGCAGAGUGGUUCAGUUCAAGGUCAGCUGUAACCAUGAACCCCACCUGAGAGGAAACGUUUACAUUCAGUUUGAUACUGAGGAGCAGUGUACAGAAGCCUUCAUCAAGUUCAAUGGGAGGUGGUACGGAGGCCGACAGCUUCAUUGCGAGUUGUGUCCUGUUACGCGGUGGAAGAAUGCUAUAUGUGGAUUGUUUGACAGACAGAGGUGCCCCAAAGGGAAGCACUGCAACUUCCUGCAUGUGUUUCGAAACCCUGGCAAUGAAUUUUGGGAGGCCGACAGAGACCUGCACUUGUCACCAGACCGCAGUGUCAGGGGGAGUCACAGAGACAGUUGGCGUUCAGAGCGACACGGGGACCGAUCGUGGUGGCAGCGCCGCUCCAGCAGAAGCCCACCGAGAUCAGAGAGAUCCCACAGCAGGCGAGAGGACAGCAGGAGAGAGGACAGCAGGCGAGAGGACAGCAGGAGAGAGGACAGCAGGCGAAGGAGCAGGAGUCGAGAGAAGAGGGACUCCCACCAGGACAAGGACGACAAUUGGUCCAGAUCGAGACACAGUGAAAGGAGGUCAGAUAGGCAUUUGAGAAGUAGAAGCAGAAGUAGAGACAGAGCGAGGAGUAGAAGUAGAGACAGAGAGCAAGACAGGCUUAGAAACAGAAGUAGAGACAAAGACUGGGAACACAAGCCCAGGAAUAAAACAGAAGGAGACAGACAAGAUGGUGAUGAAUACAAGAGAGAACCUAAAGAAAGGUCAAGAAGCACAAGCACAGAGAGGGAAAGAAUCAAGUUAAGUAGAGAAACGAGCCCCAAGAAUCCGGGUAAACAUAGGAAAAGAUCUAAUGAUGAUACAGACACACACUCUCGACACAAGCGCUCGAAGAAGAGCAAGAAAAAGAGCAAGAAGAAGCACAAGAAGAAAAACCAUUUGCCUGAAGGAACCACAUCCUCAGGAAACUCUGAAAAGGAGAAAGAGUCGGAGGAAGAGAUGGAGAACAAUUCUGGUACGACUCCUUGUGAACCGACCAAUGAAACAGAUCCUGAAAAACUGUGAUGUAGAUGUGAGCUUCUUGAUUUGAAUCUGGACUCUGUAUGUAUAGGAAGGAAUAAAUGUGAGUGGUGACUCAAUAAGUUAA